This is a messenger RNA of Rotaria sp. Silwood2, 804 nucleotides long. The record is from the annotation of a GenBank genome assembly. NCBI's taxonomy places the organism in Eukaryota, Metazoa, Rotifera, Eurotatoria, Philodinida, Philodinidae.
AUGCAAGAACGAGAGGAUGAACAGGAUUCUAGUUCGAAAACAUACAACCCUAAUAUUCUUGGCACUUAUGAAGAAAUUUAUGGCACCAAGAGCCCAAUUGCUAUGGAAGAAAUAUUUAAUAAGUGCACAGAUCAGAUAAAGAAGGUGCUUGUACUUGGACGAGCUGGAAUCGGCAAGUCAACAUUUUGUCAAUAUGCUACUUUUCGUUGGGCCAAAGGUGAAAUUUGGUCCGAGUAUGCUCUCGUUCUUCUGAUUUAUUUACGAAAGCUGACAAUUAUUCGCUAUCCGACGGGUACAAAAUAUACAUUACGUCAUCUUUUAGAGAAUGAAUAUUACCCAUGCGAGGACUUGUCGAACGAGCAGAUACGAUAUUUCCAGGAACUAUGUCGAGAACAUCGUGUUCUUUGGAUAUUAGACGGUUACGAUGAAUUUGCUGAAAGCACUUCAGAGCACUUAAGAGACGUGUUCGAUCAUAUAUGCCAGACACAGCAUCAUAUCUUGACUUCACGACCCUUUGCUAUUCGAUUUGAAUACGAUGUAAAAAUGGAAAUCAUCGGUUUCACAGAUGACAAUAUUACCAAGUAUGCUGAGCAGUUCUUUGAUCAAAAGCAAAAUCAAGAAAAAGGUGCUUCACUCGAAUGUCAGAAACUUCUACAAUUUUUAAAGUCGAACUCAAACCAUUGGGGUGUUGCCCAUAUUCCUGUGAAUCUUGAAUUGAUAUGCAGUCUUUGGAGUGAAAGUGAUUGGUCAGAGAAGAAGGUUUUAACAAUAACGUCGUUGUACGAUAAUAUAACGGAAUGGUAA